UCUUGAGAUUCCAUAGUCGCGCGCAGUGUGUGUUCUCCAACGUACUUCGUUUCACCUGAAAAAACAACCAUUUCACGUUUCAUUCACUGAAUUCCAAUUCCAAUUCCAAGUUUGGCAAAUCGGAAUCGAAUCCUUCUGCCCAAUCCACAGCAAACCACUCGAUUUUCUUCUUGUUCUUUCAACCCCUCGAUUCCUUCAAUCUUAUCCCUUUCAGUUUGCUUUCACUCUUCUUCCCUCGCCUCCAAUCUCGAAGAUUCAAGGAUUUGCUGGGGUUAUGGCGGAGGGCGAAUUAGAGCGGGGUGAAACCAAUGGUGGGCUUGGCUCGAUGGACUCCUUGGAGUCCCGAUGGGUAUUCCAGGACGAUGACCAAUCGGAGAUCGAUGAGGAGGACGACGAGGACGAGAAUGCAGCGCGGCAUCGCCUGGAUUUGGAAUCUGAGGAGGAAGAUAAUGUCGAGCAGAAAUUGAUUCGGACUGGACCACGUAUCGAUUCCUUCGAUGUCGAAGCCCUUGAGGUCCCUGSGGCGCAUAGAAAUGAAUACGAGGACUUCAGCGUGGGAAAGAAAAUUGCCCUUGCUUUUCAGACCCUUGGGGUUGUAUUUGGUGAUGUUGGGACGAGUCCUCUAUAUACCUUCAGCGUCAUGUUCAACAAAGUUCCUAUUAAUGGAGAUGAAGAUGUUAUUGGGGCUUUAUCACUAGUCAUCUACACCUUAAUCUUGAUUUCAUUAGUCAAGUAUGUUCUUGUUGUUCUUUUGGCAAAUGAUGAUGGUGAAGGUGGUACUUUUGCUUUGUACUCUUUGAUCUGUAGGCAUGCCAAGGUCAGUCUUCUCCCAAAUCAACUUCCUUCGGAUACCCGAAUAUCAAGUUUUAGAUUGAAGGUGCCAUCAGCUGAAUUGGAAAGAUCACUAAAAAUAAAGGAAAAACUUGAGGCUUCCCUGACUUUAAAGAAGCUUCUUUUGAUGCUUGUUCUUGCUGGAACUUCUAUGGUAAUAGCUGAUGGAGUUGUUACACCAGCAAUGUCAGGUUUUUUAAUGUCAGCUGUCGGUGGACUAAAGAUUGCAGUGGAUGCAAUCAACCAAGAUGAGGCUGUGAUGAUCUCAGUUGCCUUUCUUAUAAUUUUGUUCAGUGUUCAGAAGUAUGGCACUAGCAAAGUGGGGCUCGCUGUUGGUCCUGCAUUAUUCAUAUGGUUUUGUACACUUGCGGGCCUUGGGAUUUAUAAUCUUGUCGUAUAUGAUAGGAGUGUCUUGAAGGCAUUCAAUCCUGUUCAUAUUUAUUAUUUCUUCAAGAGGAACUCGACCAAUGCAUGGUAUUGUCUUGGAGGGUGUAUUUUAUGCGCUACAGGUUCUGAGGCAAUGUUUGCAGAUCUUUGCUAUUUCUCUGUGCGAUCAAUACAGCUUACUUUUGUGUUUCUCGUCUUGCCUUGUCUUUUCUUGGGUUAUUUGGGUCAAGCUGCCUACCUUAUAUCAAACCACAAUGGAGCCGAGCAUGUUUUUUUUAAUUCUAUUCCAAAAAGUGCCUUCUGGCCAGUUUUUAUCAUUGCUAACGUUGCUGCAUUAAUUGCCAGUCGGGCAAUGACCACGGCUACAUUUUCAUGUAUAAAACAAUCAACAGCCCUUGGUUGUUUUCCUCGUCUUAAGAUCAUUCAUACAUCUAGGAAAUUCAUGGGGCAGAUCUAUAUCCCCGUGUUGAAUUGGUUUUUAUUGGCAGUUUGCCUGGUUGUUGUCUGCUCCAUAUCUAGCAUGUAUGAGAUGGGAAACGCAUAUGGUAUCGCUGAGCUGGGAGUGAUGAUGAUGACAACUGUGUUGGUAACCAUUGUUAUGCUCCUUAUAUGGCAGAUAAAUAUUAUCAUCGUGAUGGGUUUUGCGAUGAUCUUUCUUGGGAUAGAACUGAUAUUUUUCUCAUCUGUGUUAUGGGGUGUGGGUGAUGGAAGUUGGAUCAUAUUGGUCUUUGCGGUGAUUAUGUUCUUCAUUAUGUAUAUCUGGAACUAUGGAAGCAAGCUCAGGUAUGAAACUGAAGUCAAGCAAAAGAUGUCAAUGGAUUUAAUGCGGGAACUUGGGUGCAAUCUUGGGACGAUCAGAGCUCCUGGCAUCGGGUUGCUCUAUAAUGAACUGGUGAAAGGAAUACCUGCAAUAUUUGGCCAUUUUCUGACUACUCUUCCUGCAGUUCAUUCUAUGAUCAUAUUUGUCUGUAUCAAGUACGUACCAGUUCCCGUGGUGCCUCAGAGUGAGAGAUUUCUUUUCCGCCGAGUCUGUCCAAAGAGCUAUCACAUCUUUCGUUGCAUUGCCAGGUACGGUUACAAGGAUGUCCGAAAAGAAAAUCAUCAGACAUUUGAGCAGCUCUUAAUUGAAAGCCUUGAGAAAUUCAUCCGUCGAGAAGCACAAGAAAGGUCGCUAGAGAGUGAUGGAGAUGAUGAUACUGAUUCCGAUGGGAUCCAUAGCUCGCGACUUCUCAUAGCUCCCAAUGGAAGUGUCUACUCACUUGGCAUUCCUCUCCUUGCCGAACUCAGCGCUCCGAUGAGACCCAUGUCUGAAGACAUAAACACAUCAGAAGAGGUGCAGCCCGUGGAAUCUCUAGACCCCUCAAUCCCAGAUGCAGAGCAAUCACUUGAGAGGGAGCUUUCUUUUAUACGAAAGGCUAAAGAAUCAGGAGUAGUGUACCUUCUUGGUCAUGGAGAUAUUAGAGCAAGAAAGGAUUCUUGGUUCAUCAAGAAGCUAGCGAUCAACUACUUCUAUGCAUUUUUAAGAAAGAACAGCAGGAGGGGUAUUGCCAACUUGAGCGUUCCCCACACCCACCUGAUGCAGGUUGGGAUGACAUAUAUGGUCUAGAAGCUCAAUUUUGUCGCUAAUUUACUGUAGAAUAAAUGAGAUAUGAAGAUCACCGAUAUGUGUGCGGCACGAGUGAAAGGAGCUCAAGAAAACCAAUAAAACGAAAUGGUCUUUUGGCAUCCUCCAGUGUGCUGCAACAUCCAUUUGAUUUUCUGUGGCCAAUUGGAUUCAGAGGAAGCCUUGUCACACCCUUGGUCAUUCGGAAGGUUUUUCAAGGGUUUCGAAUUGCGUUGGUCACUGAUUUAGUCACCUUCGUUCGUGUUCUUGCAUGAUGAUUAACGCCUGAGAUGUUUGAAAUUACGUGAAUUCUAUUGGUGUAUUCCCACUGUAGAUCUGUUACGACUUAAAACGAACUCUUUGACUUUCUUUGACUUAGUUUGGUUGCCCGCCCCAUCAAACCUUCAAAUGCAUAAUGAUUUAGUGUUGUAGAUAGUUGUUU
This is a messenger RNA of Momordica charantia (bitter melon), 3263 nucleotides long. Its product is annotated as potassium transporter 7. Gene Ontology annotation, molecular function: potassium ion transmembrane transporter activity. Gene Ontology annotation, cellular component: vacuolar membrane; plant-type vacuole. NCBI's taxonomy places the organism in Eukaryota, Viridiplantae, Streptophyta, Magnoliopsida, Cucurbitales, Cucurbitaceae. Gene Ontology annotation, biological process: potassium ion transmembrane transport. The record is from RefSeq and is a predicted model, not a curated record.